UAACAACGCACCCGAUGCGAAAGCGAGCAAAUUUCUUUGGAGUGGUGGAGAAACGCUCCGCGCGGUCUCCGCUCGUGGCUUAGACUUGUGCGUAUUCGCCGUGGUCGGGAACAGCGGCGAGGCAUUAUCUUGUCGUGUUUCAUGAGGCUGGGCGUUGAUAGCUUGACAUCAGGAUCGGCCCAGGAUUUUCUUUAAUAUCCUGAGGAGGUCGCAAUUAGAAUCCGGAUCAGAUCAUCUCAUCGCAUUUCCUGCGCAAUCCGCAUUUCGCCUGUUCAUAUUCAUCCUUCAAGUAUUCCUCUUUCCACCCGACCAUCUAUUGCUCUUAUAGCGAUUGCGCGCUUCCCAGCAUCUACCACCCAACGCUUUUUCGACUACACCCAUUCUACUACCUACGUCGCAUCCCAACCCCAAUCCGCCAAAAUGUUGACCAACCGCCGCUCAACGAUGAUGAUCCCCCAGAACAUGCCAAGCUACCGGCCUGAUCCCACGCCCGAAACCGAACCUCACUGCCGCACACCCUCCGUCCUCACUGCAACCACCGACAACCUACCCGGCCAUCGUGUUGUCAAGGUCAUAGGCACUGUCCACGGCAUGACCACAUGCGCGCGCAAAGACACCAAGACCUUCCUCAAGGCAGUCGGCAACGGGAGCGAAGCGAAGAGCCUCACACACAUGCUCUAUAACGCCCGCGAUCAAGCCAUUGAGAGGAUGGUGAAGGACUGCAUCAGCCGGGGAGGAAACGCUAUCGUCGGCAUGAGCUUCGGCGAGAGCGAGGUGCUGGGCUUCGCGCAAGUCAGUGUGUAUGGGACCGCUGUGUUCGUGGAGAGGGAAGGCAAGCCCGAGGACCGAUAUACGCUCAAAUGACUAGAGACGUCGGAUCCAUUCGAGGAUCCACAAAAGAGGGAAGGGACUGAGUAAGCAGACUGGAUCAAAGCAACACGCCGUCCAUCGGGUUAUGGACGCCUCACGAUUCGAUGAACGGGGUCAGCGCGAGCAGGCACACCUCAGCGACGACACUGAUUCGGCGUUUGCAGGCGUUUACCAGGACGACUACGACACGCAAAUAGCGGAAUCGUUCAAAGGAAGCAAUUCUUCCAGCUGGCGCGCUCUUCGCUUGACGACUUGAACAGGAGAUACCCGGGGAGUUUAGCCAGUAGUGCGUAAUGCGGAAACAUGUUCAUAUGAUAGGGGGAUUCUUUGUACUUACUUCUUUCUUUUUCUUACUAUGUUCUUCAUCGCAGUAAUACAUGGCUUCCUCCAUCGACCUCAACGCUUCUUCAUGGGUGCCUCUCCG
Molecule: messenger RNA, 1294 nt
Organism: Trematosphaeria pertusa
Lineage: Eukaryota; Fungi; Ascomycota; Dothideomycetes; Pleosporales; Trematosphaeriaceae
Product: DUF74-domain-containing protein
Exons: 1
Coding region: 421-864 (147 amino acids)
Source: RefSeq, a predicted model, not a curated record